GGGGCAGAGCCGCGCCGGGAGCACCGGGAGCAGCGAGCACCGGGCCGGCCCCCCCCCCCGAGUUGCUAUGGUCCCUCGUUCUGGGGUAGAAGUUCGCCAGUUGAAGUUAUGUGCUUGACCUGGAAGGACUGCGCUGCUGGCACCUUGAAGACCCUGUGAACUGGAACGGGAGAGAAGCCCGCUGGCAGGUGGAAUGGGGCAGCCAUGAACGGCGAUGCCCUGUGCCAGGAGCCCUCCUCCCCGCUCCCCGACUGGAGGGAGUUCUGCGAGCUGCACGCCCAGGCGGCUGCCGUCGACUUCGCCCAGAAGUUCUGCCAGUUCCUAAAGGAAAACCCUCACUACGACACCCCCGGGGCAGAGGCCUCCUUCUCGCACCAUUUCGCCGCCAACUUCUUGGACAUCUUCAGCCUGGAGGUCAGCCGGGUGUUCGUGUCCGACUCACCCACCAAGUACAACAUCGUGCCCUUCGUGGGGCUGCAGAACUGCCACGUCCCCUACGGGCGUGAGGUCACGCCGAGGAAGGAGGAGACGUCCACAGAGUCCCUGGACAGCAUGGACACCCCGAUGGGUGCUGGACGGUACCUGAGUCCGGCACAGCAGGUACAGGCACGCAAGGUGUCCUCAUACGGCCAGUCCCGCAGCUCGGAGGAUGUCUCCAUCCAUGCUGCCACCAAGCCCAAGUUCAAGAAAGGCUUCUCCUUGAGGAACAUGAGCUUGUGCGUGGUGGAUGGCAUGAAGGAGAUGUGGCACCGCAAGUCCUCCCCGGAGCCGGGCGCCGAGGCUGCCCUGGGUGGCCGGAAAGCCGAGAGGGAGCCGUGGCUGGCCGGGGGCAAGGAGCCCAGUGACCCACGGGAGAAAUGGACCCACAAGCUGCGCUUGUCCAAGGUGCCCUCCUCCAAGGUGGAGCUGGUGGACAUCCAGAGGGAGGGGACGCUGCGCUACAUGGUGGCCGAUGACACGAACUGUGUGGGGAGCUCGCAGUGGCAGAAGUGCCGCCUCCUGCUCCGGAAAGCGGUGAAGGUGGAAGGAGAGAGGUUCCUCCUCGAGUUUUAUGUCCCUCCAAAGGCUUCCAAACCCAAGGUGAGCAUCCCGCUCUCGGCCAUCAUCGAGGUCCGCACCACCAUGCCGCUGGAGAUGCCUGACAAAGACAACACCUUUGUCCUAAAGGUGGAGAAUGGGGCUGAGUACAUCCUGGAGACCAUUGACUCGCUGCAGAAGCACUCCUGGGUGGCGGAUAUCCAGGACUGCAUCGACCCUGGGGACAGCGGGGACGACAUCGAGCUGGCGUCCUGCGUGCAGGGAGCCUGUCUGUCGGGAAGGGUGUCCUCCUGCAGCUGCGAGUUCCUGGCUGAUGAUGUGCCCAGGCCUCCAGACAGAUGUGCCCUGCCCGGCGCUCACACCACCACCACGGCCACCGCUGUCCCUGCACCCCACGGCCGGGGCAGGGACUCUUUGGGGGAGCUCCUCACACACGUCCCACUGGAGAGCUUCCUGCAGACGCUGGAGUCCUCCCCCAGCGGGCAUCUCGCAGGAGAGGACAGCGAGGCGGAAGCGGAGAUCAACCUCUCGGACUUCCCCUGGUUCCAUGGGACGCUGUCACGGAUCAAGGCGGCUCAGCUGGUGCUGCUGGGGGGUGCCCGGAGCCACGGCCUGUUCGUCAUCCGGCAGAGCGAAACGCGGCCCGGGGAGUACGUGCUCACCUUCAACUUCCAGGGGAAAGCAAAGCACCUCCGCCUGUCGCUGAACGAGAGCGGGCAGUGCCACGUGCAGCACCUCUGGUUCCAGACCAUCUUUGACAUGCUGCGCCACUUCCACACGCACCCCAUCCCUCUGGAGUCGGGUGGUGCGGCCGACAUCACCCUCCGCAGCUAUGUCGUGGCACAGAGCCCGCUGCCGGACGCUGGCCCCCCACCAGCCCUUGUGUCACAGCCGCCAGGGUGCCGGGUCGACCUGCCACCUCCACACUACUUCUGCAGCACAGCACCCAGCGGCCCGCCGGCCCCGCCGUCUGCUGAAGGGGUGGCCGUGGCCCCUGCUGUCACCGUCCCCGCACCCUACCACCGCCUGGAGGGUGCCCUGGGCCCCCGCAGCCGCAGUGACAGCGUGGAGCGCCGGCCAGAGCCCCCCACCGCCAGUGCUGAGGACUACCACGAUGCCGACAGUGCCCGGAGCCGGACCCGGGCGGUGGAAAACCAGUACUCCUUCUACUGAGCCCCCCAUGCCCUGGGGCUGGAUGGUGGGGGGAAACGGGGUACCUGCAGCCCUCACUGCUGCACCAGCCUCGCCACCUCCUCCUGCCACCCCUGGCAUGUCCUUCUUGCUCCCUGCCACUUCUGGGAGCCGUGUCAGCAGUGGGCAAUGUCCUGGCUGGACCUGAUGCCAGCCCCAGGGUUGGGGCAGUGCUGGGGGUUGGGGAGGCUGAAAGUGUCAGUGCCAUUUUGGAGCUUGCAGGCUCUUUUCUUUCCCUCUGGUCCAGGAGCUCUGCCAGGGCCAAGCAUCCCUGGGGAUGCCCAUCAUGGGAUGGCAGCCCAAAGCUGUGCCAGGCUCCAUCCUCCAGCCAAAGGACCUCACAUGUUCCUUCUGGUGUGAAACCCCAGCGUGGCCAACAUCCCUUCUGGCACCAUCACCCUGCAAACCAGCCACUGAGGGGCUCUGCUGUUUUGGGAUGACCAUGGAAAUGGCAGAUCCCCAUGCAGAGGCUUUUCUUGAGUUGUGAGGGUUUAUCCAGGCUGGCCUUCAGGCUCCCUCUGGGGCACAUGUUUCCCAUCCUCUGCCAGGAGAAGGUUUUUUCCAAAGCUUCAUGAAUUGCAGUUGAGGAAGGUUUUCCUGCUGUCCUGCCUCUUCUGUUCCUUUGUCCUUUCUCUCCUUUCUCUACCUUUCUUCUUUUUUCCUUUCUUCCUCCCUCUCUUCUUUGCUUUUCAAAACCUAAGCUCUCUACAAGGGCAUCAGUUCAACCUUCUGCCUUGUCCUGCAGGCUGGGCUCCUCGAAUGAAAACACUACACAUCUGCAGUGAGAUGUUGUUGAAGGUUGGGGUUCUUCUUGGAGAGAUAGAAAUGCCCAGGAAAAGCAAAAGGAAUGGGCCUGGAGCCAGCCAGCCAACAGGAUUGCCCUUGCCCAUGGCUGAAGUCCCUCCUUGGCAGAUGUAAAACACUGCCAGUGAUGAUUACAGCAGCACUGGACCAGUUGAUGCUUCUUGGUGGCUUUCUGCUCCUCCAGUACAGCCACAUGCAUCUAUAGCAGAAAAAGGAGGUCCCCUGCUAGAGGUGAGCCCUGGAAAAGAGCGUAGAGCAGAAACCUGCUGUGGCGUUGGGGUGGUUUUACAGGAUUGUGUGCCUCGUGUGGGGUGGGAGACCCUCUGACGGGGCAGCUUUGCUUGCAGACACACUGCUUGCACAUUCCCUCUUGGUUUGCCUCACACAGCUUGUCUUACCCAUCAUCCUGGCUCCUCAUGUGGCUGCCAGGCCUGGGUGACAGUGCUAGCAGGACCUGAGUGAGGUGACUUGGAAGUGUCUGGAAAGGUCUCCAGGUAAAGGCUAUCACUUAGUGCAAAGAGAGGUACGAGCCAAGCCACAACCUCACUCAAACCCCUUGAAUUUGCCUGGAGUUUUGGGCUGGGUCAGUAUGUUUUUUUAAUAGGUGCCUUCUUUCCUGAGUUAGUAAAGCAUGUCCCCAGCACUACAGUCACUUGUCUCUCCCAGUUCAAGAGGGCAGGGCAGGCAUCUCCAAGGCUUCUUGCCACCUCCUGCAAUGUGAGAGCUGCCUUUCUGGCCCAUGGGUGUGUGUGUGUUGAGGGCUGGUAGAUCUCAUUCCUGCAGCAAAUGCCACUUUCUCCCUACAUGCAUGGCCCUUCAGAGGGCAGUUUCCUCUGGCAGGGAUAUUUCAUCUUUCUUAGCACAGCUAAACCCAGCUUGGAGGAGCCCAUGCAGCAUGGGGAGGCCAAAUGCUCUUGGUUGAUGGGCUUAACAUGGACCUGCUUCCUUCACACACAUGGUGAAUGAGGGGGGACCUCUGAAUGCAGCACAGACAUGGUCGCUCUUGUUCUUCACUGAGGUCCCAAGGGGCCAGGUGGUUGUGGCUGGGAGCACUGCCUUACAGCCCUUCAGCUGGUGGCUGGUUUUUCUCUUUCUGCGUCACAGGAUAGGAAAAGGAGGGGGAAGCAAUGAUCUGCAAGCAAAACUGUUCAUUUGUAAAUAGGGAAGAGUCUGGAAGAGUUUACUGUUCUGUAGAAUAAAUUAAUUUUAUUUAAAAAAGCAAAAAGGGACUUGUUAAACAAACGGAGAACUCGAGUUCCAGUUUUAAAAUAAAAUCACUUGCAAAAAGGA
This is a messenger RNA of Strigops habroptila (Kakapo), 4323 nucleotides long. It is a transcript of the gene SH2B2, whose product is annotated as SH2B adaptor protein 2. The record is from RefSeq and is a predicted model, not a curated record. The coding region runs from base 205 to 2211 and encodes 668 amino acids. NCBI's taxonomy places the organism in Eukaryota, Metazoa, Chordata, Aves, Psittaciformes, Psittacidae. The transcript has 10 exons. Gene Ontology annotation, cellular component: plasma membrane. Gene Ontology annotation, biological process: antigen receptor-mediated signaling pathway; intracellular signal transduction. Gene Ontology annotation, molecular function: transmembrane receptor protein tyrosine kinase adaptor activity.